Molecule: messenger RNA, 2481 nt
Organism: Ooceraea biroi (clonal raider ant)
Lineage: Eukaryota; Metazoa; Arthropoda; Insecta; Hymenoptera; Formicidae
Gene: frj
Product: membrane bound O-acyltransferase domain containing farjavit
Biological process (GO): phosphatidylinositol biosynthetic process; lipid modification
Cellular component (GO): membrane; mitochondria-associated endoplasmic reticulum membrane contact site
Molecular function (GO): lysophospholipid acyltransferase activity
Source: RefSeq, a predicted model, not a curated record
GCUGACACUGUUAUCAAUAAAUAUUACAAUAAUGCUAACAAACUCUGGUAACGAGAAUCUGCUGAAAGAAAUCCGGAGACACCCUCAAGUCCAAUAAAUUUGAAAAGAACUUGAGAUUCUGUCUAACGCGUCCAACGAGACCUUGAACAGCUCGUCUAGAUCCGAAGUGCGACAAAAUCAUACAACUCAUUUCGACAUGCAAUAUACACAUAAAUAAACGUGCUACAGUAGUAUGAAAUAACAGACGUCAGAUGUGUGUGAAUGUUCACACGCAUGCACAUGCAAAACGUUCGUACGUAAAUAUGGAAUUAUAUAAAAUAAUGAAUUCUGAAGAUUUUGUUUAUUCAUAGAAUCUGCAACGCGGACGUGCGUCGAUCGAUAAUUUUAUGGGCAUCGUCAUGUGUCAGCAAUAUUCCAGUUUCGGAAUGAAUAUAGAUAGCGCAGCAACAGGGCGAUGAACAGUGCUGGAUCCGGAGUCGCUCCGAGUCGCCCUCGGUCUUCCCUCCGUUGACGGUCUACAGUGAGAUUCAGUGAAAUCGGUUUCGCCUCGCUCGGUCGCGUUUAGGGGACAAUGUUGUGGAACGAUGUUGUGUACGUGCUGCUGCUGUUGUUUUCCAUAGCAAUCGGACCUCUCUACCGUGCCAUAGAUGGACCUGGUACGAAGCAAUGGGCCGCGACUUUCCUUGGCUUCGCGUUAGUGCUCUGUGUCUCGGGAACAGCAGUCGUACAUCCGAUUAUCAUUGUCAUCGUCAACGCUGUCAUAAUAACAAAUUUAUCCUGGAAAAAAUGCCACGUGACCAGCUUGUACUUCUCCUUUUUCUAUUUACUGGUGAUCUUCCGAUUGGGUGAAUAUUUCGGAUUGCCAGAGCCACCGACUCACACGAACCUCGUUAUGAUGAUUCUCACGUUGAAGCUACCCGGAUUGGCAUUCGAGAUCAAUUCGGCGGCCACAGCGCCAACCGACGACGCUGAGGGCGUGAAUUCGGAUGCGUUCAAGAAAAUUCGCUUCAUGGACGUGAUACAUUACAGUUUCGCUUACAUAGGUGUUCUAACAGGUCCGUACUAUCGCUACAGAACGUACUGGGACUUCCUGCACAGACCGUUCUCCAAACACGUCGACCCGUGGCCGCUCACCUGUUAUAAGCUCAAACAGAUCGCAGCGUUCAUUGCGCUGUUUCUCGCAGUGAAUCAUCUAUGUCCUAGCGAUUACACGCAAACCGCCGAGUUUGCGGAGCAUUGCUUCCUCUAUCGAUUCUUCUACAUGUAUCCGGCAUUCGCGGGAUUCCGAUUGAGGAUGUUCGUCGGCAUGGUUUUAGCCGAGUGCGUCUGUCAAAUGUCAGGACUGGGAGCUUACCCGGUCUCCUGCCAACCCGUGUCUGGUCUGGGUCCACGUGAUUACAAGGCAGUCGAAAAAUUAUCGGCUGAUCAUGAAACGGCGAAGAAAGAGGUGCAGGAUUUUGAAACGGUGCACAAUAUGAAUGUAUGGGAAGUAGAGACCACUCCGUUCGUUCGACAAACGAUGAAAGUGUGGAAUACGUGUAUACAGUAUUGGAUUGCUAUGUACAUCUACAAAAGAUUCCCUUAUAAAAGUUUACGGACUAUGGUCACUAUGCUUGUUUCUGCCCUGUGGCACGGUUACGCCGCAGGCUAUUAUUUUUGCAUCUGCCAAGUUCCACUUUACCUACCCUUCGAGGGCAUCUGCGCCAAAUUCUACAAUCAAUGCGAAAAGGAUGGACUCGGUAGGAAAGCUUGGGGACUCUUCAUGUGGUGGGCAAAACUUACGUGCAUGGCAUAUCUCGGCGUGCCUUUCCAGUUACUGCAAUACCAGGAGAUAAUCCACUUUUACAAGAGCCUGUACUUUUCCGGACAUAUCUUAGGACUUGUGCUUUACCUACUCGUACGGAUCCUAAAACUCUUCCUUCUGAAACGACCUCCACGAACGGAAGAUCAUAAGAAUAAGUAACUGUUUUCGUUCUUCUCAAGCUAGAGAUUCCCAUACCAAUAUUAAGUGAGAUUAGUAUAUUAUCCUGAUUAAUUGUUAUUUUUUAAUACCUAAUUGUUGAACCUGUGAAUAGACUCGACAUAAUUUUUACUAAUUUUUCUUUUUGAAAAAUUAUAUUAAGAAAUUAUAAGGACAUUUCGAAACAGGAGGCAAAGUUCCAAGAGUUCUGCUGUAAAGCCUCCAAAGGUUUUGGAGUUUGAAACAAUUUUACUAUCUUCACAUAGUUUUUAUAAGAUCGAGAAGUAAUCCAGACAUAAUAGCUGUUGUUAAUAUUUUCUUACCUGAUGACGAGCGUUGAAGGAUAUCGCAGAUAUAAACACGAGUGCCACUAGUUAAAUUUAUAUACCCCGUACACAUUGAACGCUGUAAAGACUUUUAUUGCGGAAGGAAAACACCGUUUAUGUUACCUAUGAAGGUAAAACGAGAGCGAGAGCGACACUAAUAAACUAUCGAGAAGAUAAUAAAAAGUCUAUUUCUCU